AUGGCUGCUUCUGGCGAUGCUCUUAUUUUACCUCGUGAAGAGGCUUCAGAAGCUUUGAAAAUCGUGUUGUGUUGCUGGUGGAAAUGUGAAAGGAGUCGUUCGUUGAGAGUUCCUCCCAUGGUUCUACCUAUUAAUGCGGAGAAGUACUGCGAACAGCUGGAUCGGGUAGCUGCAAAGCUUAGAGGGAUAGAGAGAAAUGGAUCGGGUAGCUGCAAAGCUUAG
This is a messenger RNA of Necator americanus (New World hookworm), 222 nucleotides long. RefSeq lists its product as uncharacterized. The record is from RefSeq and is a predicted model, not a curated record. The transcript has a single exon. Bases 1 to 222 code for a protein of 73 amino acids. Lineage: Eukaryota; Metazoa; Nematoda; Chromadorea; Rhabditida; Ancylostomatidae.